Molecule: messenger RNA, 357 nt
Organism: Rotaria sordida
Lineage: Eukaryota; Metazoa; Rotifera; Eurotatoria; Philodinida; Philodinidae
Source: the annotation of a GenBank genome assembly
AUGAGUUCGCAUGGAUGUGUUCGUCCGCCAGUUUACGUACGUGAUUGUAUAAUUCGAAACGAUUCUGAUGAUCAUGUUCAAAUUCGAUUGGUUUAUGAAUCGUCUCCCGAAGACAACAACGUUACAUCACACAGUACAGUUCAUCUCGGUCAAGGUCAAACCCAUCAAGCUGAUGAGAAGACGGUUGAUCGUGGUACGUGGAGCGAAGUUCGUCCUCUUCAACGUAUUGAAGUAACUCGAUCCGACGGUCAAACAAUGCACUUAGCAGCACCUUUCGAAGGCGUCAAAACUGUUGUUCGUAACUGGCUUUUUGUGAUCGAAAAUGGACAAAUCAAGUCAGCAGGUCAAAGCGGCUAG